Messenger RNA from Gallus gallus (chicken), 27982 nucleotides. RefSeq names its product syntaxin binding protein 6 (gene STXBP6). The record is from RefSeq and is a predicted model, not a curated record. The transcript is spliced from 5 exons. Bases 24530 to 24922 code for a protein of 130 amino acids. Gene Ontology annotation, biological process: exocytosis; Golgi to plasma membrane transport; regulation of SNARE complex assembly. Gene Ontology annotation, cellular component: exocyst; plasma membrane. NCBI's taxonomy places the organism in Eukaryota, Metazoa, Chordata, Aves, Galliformes, Phasianidae. Gene Ontology annotation, molecular function: phosphatidylinositol-4,5-bisphosphate binding.
GUACCUCUUUGGACUCAAAGUUGAAUGGAGAAAAUCUUGUAAUUAGAGAUCUUUACAGAAAUUCCACAGCUGGAGACUGACAGCUGGAGGAAAGUGUGUGUUGCUGAACAAAUGCUGUACUGAUUUAGAGACAUUGUGUGUUGGAUGUUGCUUUGUUGAAUUUUUGCAUGACUUCUGAUGUCUACCAGAUAAUGACCAUUCAAAGUUUAAAAGCAGUGAAUCCUGGAAGCAUUGUAAACAGUUUAGUUUGACAAUUAUUUUUGUGAUUAUUUCCCCAUUCCCCCACCUCGUUCAGAACAAUUUGCUCUUUGAAAAUGAGCUAGUAUGAGCAGUGAGAACUUGUCUGAAAGUUGAACUCUUAGGAGCAAUAUGAAAAUUGUCCUUUUUUUCCCCCUAAGUACAGACUUUGAGCUCCUAUAUUCACAGAUCACAGUGAGUGAGAAUUCCAUGUCAAGUUCAAGAUAAGGCUUUAUUUCCACCGUCAUUUUGCACCUGAUCUGGUUAGUGUAUGCCCAGUUGACUAAAAGACUUGGGACAAAUCGGAAUAACAAUGCAUCAAGUAAGACAUGUUCCUAAAAAUGUUUCCAACAAUAGUACAGUAUUGUUCUUCAAUCUGAGAAAAGAAGGGGAUAAGGAAUGGCCCUUCAGAUACUUCUCUAGUUAUGCUUUAGGUAGCCAAUACCAUGUUUGCGUUACAGGUGUAUUCAUGUAUGACUCUGUUAGUCUUUUAUAAAUGCAGUACCACUUGAAAUCCUAACAGAGUGCCUCAGUCUGCAAGAGAAUGGACUCCUCUAGUAAACUUCUGUUCCCCAAGGACAUUUCUGUAUAAUCAAGUUAUUAGUUGUAGCACAACAUUACUGUGAAAUGCCAUUCUUUAGGAACUGAAUCAAAAUAUUAGUAUUCAGGUGUGUAGUUUGUAGAAUAACAAUCUUAUUUACAAUGAACUUUCUCUUAAAUCCAUUUUCUUUUAGAAAGUAAGUACUUUAACAGCUAUCAGCAAGUUGAGAGACUAAAGUUUGCCUUAGGAAUUAAACAUAUUUUUGAUAAAAAUCUUGCAAUGACUUUCUCUCAAAAGACACCAAGUGUGUAAAUAUAUUUUUUUAAAGCAGGAAGAGAAGGAGGAAAAAUUUUGAGGUGGGCAGAUUUCAUAGCUUUUCUUCUUGCAUCCUUCAGUUCAGUUUCCAUUUUCCUUUUUCCAGUCUUGUCUGUCCAUUGUUAGGCGAUGUAAGUUAUGGGUAUAUUUUUUGUUAUCAGACAGCUUUGUUGUGUAAGCAAUUAGCAAUAGCCUACACUAUAAAACUUAGGAGGUAAGUUCUCUUGGAAAGUGGGGAAAAAAUGUUGUUUUUUAAACCUUGAGAACUGUGGGAAGUAGGAGGAUAAUAUUUUAAUGGAAUUUGGAUAGUCCAUGUUAUCUUUUUGUUCUUCUUCCCCAAACUUUUCUAAACUCAGGAUAAGAAUCUGUGAAUGUUUUGAAAGAUCAGUACAGGGAAUAUUUCUGUGAGUUUAAAUUUCAGUCCCUUGAAUCUCUAACUGAAGUUUCACGAAACUUGGAGGCAAGAGCAGAGUUUAGACAAGUAGCAGAAUAGCAGACAUUAGACAAGUGUACUGUAACUUUACAGAAAGAUUUUACCACGAUAAAAAGACAAGUUGCUGAAGAGGAGGGAAAAUGAGUACUUCUGCAAUGAAAUUCUACAAGCACACUUCAGUAGAGUGAUUUGUUUAUUUCUGAGAUAAGCAACAGGAAAAAAAAAUGAAUAACAGCAAGGAAAUGAACUUCGCAUCUUCUCUUCUAGAGAAGGAGAAAGUUCUUUUGUUUCCUAUAAAAACAAGUUUCAAAAGCUAGUUUGAAAUCCUCUUGCUUUCAAGGUAGACCUCAGCUGCUUACUGUACAGCUUACUUCAAAUUCCCACUGACCUCUGAAAGUUAUAGCAUGUAUCAAAUAUUGUGGCAAAUUUCAAAAGCAAUUCUUUGAAAAUAAAACCUCAUUUCUUUUUUCUAAUGUCUAGUAAUUAAGCACAACUGUUGUCUUCAGAAAGAGAGUGGGGCAGGAUUAUGCCAGCUGAAGAUAAGAAAGUAAGAACAAAACAAAAAAAAAAUGACCCUCUUUCCAAGAAUGUCUUAUUUCUUGUUUCCUUAGUGUUAGUUUGGAAUAUAUCAAAACAGCUCUCUCCAUUGAUAUACUUAACUGUAUUACACUGUUCUUGAGGGGAAAAGUAUCAGAAGACACAGUUGUUUCCAGAAACCUUUUGAAGAUAAAUGAAAGUGUCACUGAUAUUUCUCAGAAUAAAAAUAGGUAUCCAAUUUCUUAUCAUGAUUCUAUCAGCCUACUAAUUGGACAAGUCAAUUGAAGGACUACUAAUUCACCAGGCAAAAAGCCAGAUGAUUAAUAAAGGCUAUUUUCAUGAAAACAACAUAUGUAAAAUUUAAAUCUCUUUAGAAAGAGUAUUUGAAAAGUCUUGUUUCUGUAAGUAUUUCCUAUAAAAACUGUUGUGAGAAGUUUCUUUUAGUAUUCUUAUUCAUGAAUAACUUUAGCAAGCUUAAAGUUGAUUAUUCCUUCAAUUUUUAUUUAAUACCUUUUUUCUUUAUGGCUAGCUAAUUGGAUUCUUUCUGCUAGUAUGUAUAUUACCUCUUUCUGUGUUCUGUCUGCUACUUGUCUUUGAUUAUCUUGGACAGCAACAUCUUGGAGAAAUUUAUGUCACUAAAUGUAGUUUCUUCACUACAAGUUAAUUCCCAUUUUAAUUUUGUGCACUUGCUUUCUAAAUGUGGCUAUUCACUAGUAAUAAGCCAUUGUCAUCUUGCCCUAUUUCUGUAUAAUUUAACUUCCAGAUGUUGAGCUUUAUAGAAGAAACUGUCUUUGAAAAGAAAACAAACAAAAAUAAAACAGAUUGUCAACCUCUUUAAUUCCUACCCCAGACUAGUGUAGGAUAUAGACAUAUAGAGGAUUGGGUGGCCAGCAGGGACAGGGUGGUGAUUGUCCCUCUCAACUCUGCCCUCGUGAGGCCCCAUCUGGAGUACUGCAUCUAUGUCUGUGGCCCCCAGUAUGAGAAAGACAGAGAUCUGUUGGAGAGGUUCCAGAGGAGGGCCACAAAGAUCAUUAGAGGACUGGAGCACCUGCCCUAUGAAGACAGGCUGAGGGAGCUAGGCUUGUUCAGCCUGGAGAGUAGAAGGCUGCGGGGUGACCUCAUUGCAGCCUUCCAAAAGGGAGCCUGUAAACAGGAGCAGAGCCAGCUCUUUGAAAGGGUAGAUAAUGGUAGGACAGGGGAAAUUGGUUUUAAGUUGAAGGAGGGAAGAUUUAGGUUGGAUAUCAGGGGGAAGUUCUUUACCAAGAAAGUGGUGAGGUGCUGGAACAGAUUGUCCAGGGAGGUUGUAGGUGCCCCAUCCCUGGGGGUGUUCAAGGCAGAGUUGGAUGGGGCCAUGGGCAGCCUGGUCUAGUAUUAAACAUGGAGGUUGGCAGCCUUAUCUGUGACGGGGGAGUUGGAGCUUGAUGGUCCUUGAAGUCCCUUCCAACCCAAGCCAUUCUAUGAUUCUAUGAUUGCCUUUUAACUUUUUAAAGAAAUCUAUCCUUGUCUUACAGCCAACCAUGCUCGUUAAUUCUCAGUACUUUAUCUGUUCCACUGGAGCAUAUUUUGAUUUUGCUUCUCUUUCCUUCUAUUUCUAGAAUCCUGCAAACCCAGACUUCUUUUUUAUCAGUUCUGUGAAAAUUUGAUAUCCUGUCAUUUGACAUCAUUCCCUGCUCAGGAAGAAUCUUUUGGAGUUUAGAAUUUCAGUUUUAUUCUCUCUGCUCUCUGUGUUCAGCCUAGAUGUCUGACAUUUCUUGGUUUUUCUGAACUCCAUUCUGUGAGUAUGAGCUUCUAAUAUAAGGCCAGAAAGGACAGUUUGGUUGACUUGUGUAAUACUCAAUUAUCUCAAUCCAAGCAUUUUCUCAUGAGCUCUGUACAGGGGAUCAUAUAGCAGUAGGCCAGAUAAAUUUUUCCUGAAAUAUGUUUGCUUUUAAUCAUAAAGAUUGACUUUUAAGAAUUCUGGAAAAUCAAGAAGGAAGAAAUUAAGAAUAUGGUGGAUCUAUAUACAUAACUCCGAGUAGUCAUUAGGACACAUUUGUGUGAAUGGAAUAUUGAAAACAGAUGUGUAAGAUUCUUUUAAAUCUUUGAGGUUCAGCUAUAGCUAGUUAUGCUUUGUCUUGCUUUUUGCUUGUUACUUUGGCAGCAUAAAUAGGACUUUUAUUGGCUUUACAGUUGUUCAUGCUUUCAUUUUUUUAUAUGAAUUUCAGUGCAAAUAAUUCAUUGCUUCUUUUUGCACAGUGCUCUCCAUAAAUACUGACAUGUAUACAUUAAAUAAAUAAACAAAUAAAACAUAUCACCCAUGUUUUGAGGCUUCAGUGAACAACACGGGAAGGAAUAUAAAUUGAUAUCCCUCUUGAUGUAUACAUGUUCACGUGUUUUAAAACUAACUUCAGACCUAGCUCCUCUGUUUAAGUCAUCUGACAGCAUUUCUUUUAAGAGAUUGCAGAUAAAAAUUGAAUAAUAUGGUGACUUAAUUUAUUUCCAUAAAAUUCUUAUCCUUGAUGGCGUGACAUCCUAAUAACACAGUUUGUCAAAAAUCUGUGUAUAUCGAAAAUAGAAUUUUAAAAAUGCAAAUUAUUUGGGUCUUAAAGUGCUGCAAAAUCAGAUAAUUUCUACUACACUAUAGCAGGAAUACAUCAAUUUGAAGGCUGAUUUAAAAUUACAUACUUAAUUAGGUAAAAUAAUUCUAUUUUUAAGGGAUUUUUUUGUUUGUUUGUUUUAAGCAUUAUACACUUACCUGAAGAAUUGGCUGGUAUUCAAUAAAUUCUAGAUUUUUAGCAUAAUAGAUACACAUGCAACUUUGUCAAACUAUGUUCUGACUAUAUGCUUUAUCUAUCAAAGCAAAGUGACUCAGAGUACACACAGAAUUUCCUAGAAUAGGAAUAAAUUGAGUGACAUGUCCUUUAAUUGAAGAUGCUAUUUUUACUGAGCCAGUAGUUUCAUGAUCUAGUUAUCAAUAUUCUUGAAACAAAGACAGUUACCACUAAGUUGCUAAGUGACUGGAAAUUUGCAUAAGGGGGAAGUAUUACUAUAAAGAUAAGGACUAGACCACUCACUUGUAAUGUUUCUAGUUUAAAACAGAGAAUUUCUGUCUGAUUUCUCAAGUUCAGUCUUUUGACACUAAUGUGGCAGCAACUGGUGCAAAAAAAAAAAAAUGUUUUGUCCUCUUGGACUCUAAGUAUGAAGAAAUACGUUAGAACACUUGAAUCAUAAUGUGACCCACUGCAGGAUUACUUUGCACAGGGAGCUCUGUUUCCUUGUUACCCAAAGAGGUUGCCUUCUGCUCUGAAAUAGGAAGGCCUUCUUAGUGUUGUAAUAAUUGUAUUGCUAUGGACAUGUUCUUUGAUUGUUCGUUGGGUUUUUUUUGUUUUUGUUUUUUAAGAAAUGAAAGCACUUUAUUUAUUAGAAGUCUUCGGACUACUUGUGCCUUCUGAUAAACUGAGAGCAAGAUGGCAUGCAACCUCAAUCCUGAGCAGUGUAUACCUGUGCCACAGCUCUUCUCACUUCCACUUUUUGGCACAUCUCCAUGUAGUAUCGCUCUGUAGUAUGUUUUAGCUAAUGACACUCGUAGUGAUUUUAUUGAAACUGAAUCUGUAUUAAGGGAGUAACAGACAACCUAAUUUACAACAGAGAAAAGGUCGCUGGGAGUGGUGGUGGCUACAGAAUGUUCAAAAUCAGAUAUAGCAAAUCAUCAAGAUAGUAUUUCUGGAUUUUUCAAAUAUUUUGAGGGUCUGUAUAAUUUUCAUCACAACAGUAGUAUGGGUAUGGAUGUGAUAUGGAUGAUAGAAGUCAUAACUUAGCUUGCACUACAUUUGGUGUUGACCACAAUGAAUUGAACAAGAAGAUGAAAGCAGGCAAAAGGAGAUUGAUCUACAAAGCUGAUGAAUAUAAAAACAUGCAAAUUUGGUAGUAGCAUCUAGAGUCUGGAAGGAGUCAUAAUAUUUGUACAACAAAAGAUGAUUAUUACGUACAUCUCUAAGAAAUUGUGUGCAUUUUGAAGGCAAAUAUUAAGUGAUACAUGUAUGUUGUUCCUUUGCACCAGAGCACCUUUAUAACGCUUUCAUUUCUCUAAAGUGCAGGGGAUUUUUUUAAAACAAAUCAGUUGUUAUCCCUUGAUCUUUUGUCUUGCACUGAUAGUGUUUGACAUACAGCUGUUAACAGUAUUAAUGACUUCUAAGGAAUUUCAUGGGUGAGUUAUCAUUUUAAUGUAUUCUUCUGGAUCAGAACUUUUUACUUCCCUUUUUACUCCCCCCAUUUUAACAUCAUAUUGUAUCUAGGGGAUACAAUUUUUCAUCAUAUAUUAAACACAGUCUUUUAAUCAACAACAUAAAGCUACUAUUCCUGUCUGAACAUGAACAUCCCUAACAAUGACACAUAGUACUUGCCACAGCACUGGUAUAAGUACUUACACUGUUGUUAACUGGGUGAAUUUAAUAAUAUAUCCAUUAGCACUUUCUGUUUUCAAGCUUAUUAAACUUGAGUUAUCUAUUUCAUUUUGGUACUGUUUACUGCUGUUAUAUCCAAGUCCAACUGCCAGUACUGGUCUGUUAAGGGUACUUUAAUACUCUAUAGCAAAAAUUUUGACUAUAGAAAGUAGCUUCUAGCAAAUCCAGUAGUAAAAGUUAAAUUAGAUGCUCCUCCUGGACAAAAAGUAUACCAAGCAAGAGCUCCAAACUUGACUAUUUGCAGAAAUAAAUUGUCCUCAUUUUAAAUCUAGUAUAUUAAGAUGUAAUAACACUAUAUUCUUUAAGUGACAAAGUUCUAGUUACUUUUACUUUUCUUUACUGAAAUAGAUUCAGUCAAACAUUAAAUUGGUAGUAAGGUUGUAGCUCAAACUCGAACUUAGAAAACACAGGAUCAUAAGCCUGACUUAUUCUACUUACUCCUCUUCAGUAGCAUAGAUCACUAAAUACUGCACAGUAACUUGGAGGUGAAUUGGUUUUUAGUCAUCUAUUUUCCAAUUUUAUCCUGAAGAGAUUAUUUGGCACAGUCUUGGUCAUGUAAGACAAGGAAUUUUCCCAUUAAUUUAACAGGGGAUGUGUCUGAAUGCAAGGAACACAGGUCUGAAAGCAGUCUACAGGGCCAGCCUCAGCAGUUAUGACCUCAAGUUGCACAUGGGGAGAUUCAGGUUGGAUGUUAGGAAAAACAUCUCUGAAAGAGUAAUUAGGCACGGGCUGCCCAGGGAGGUGGUCAAUUCACAGUCUCUGGAGGCGUUCAGGAAAUGUUUAGAUAUUAUCCUGAAGGACAUGGAAUUAUUGGAUGGACUUACUGGUAGGAAUUAUUGGUGGUAUGUGGAUGGUUGGACUGAAUGAUCUAGAAUUACCAACCUUGAUGGUUCUAUGAUUCUAUAAGUCAUCACUCCCGAGAUUUUGGUGGCAGCUCAAGAGGUUCCCUUCUUUCCCCCUCUGAUAGUACCACGGUUCGUGCUGUCGUGUAUUCAUUCAGUUGAAAUAUAUUUCUAUUUUCCUGCAUAUUUUCAGCUUGCUCACUUCAGUCUGAUUCUUACUUUGUCUAUGAAACCCACAGUAUGCAACAUAGUGCAUUAUGAGGCAAAGUGAGAACUCAGCUAAUAGCAGUAUCUGAUAUGAGCCAUGAAGUUAUCAAACUUCUAACCAUACUUUGCUGUCUCUGCUCUGGAGUUCUUACAUGGUGUUGCUACAAUUUAUGAACAAACUGAUUCCAAUUAUUUUUUCAGAGCUAUAUUUGAGAUCAAUAAGGCCAAGUGAUGUCCUUGAUAAACAAGCUGUGUAUUAAUUAAAAGUAAAAUAAAGAAAGCACUGCAUGUAAAUUGUAACAAGAAUAAAGCAAAAUUCAUGGGAGUGAGAUAUUAUGCAAGUAGCAAGCAGUAUCCAUUACCAUUAUCUCAAUAUUUCCUUCAAAUAUGUUUUUAUAAAAGACUAGGAAAGCGGUUUGCGUUGAGUCCCCCUAAGGGGUUUGUCAUAUAUACUAAUUCAUGUUUGGAGGAAGCUAGGGGGAUGCAGUUGCCCAUUAAAUAAAGAUCGUUAGCAAGCUGCUCAGCAUUCUCAGCCUCAGAAGGGUAGAUCAAAAUCUAAAUAAGUAUUCCAUGCUGGUCACUCCAGCUUCUCAAAGAUGAUUGUGUGUCGCAUUGUGAAGAUGAUGUCUGUCAUACAGAUAUGUAUCAGAUUUAUGUGAAAUGAAAUUUGUUUACUUAAUCUAUUGUUCUUUAUUUGCAACUGAUAUGAGAUUUAGUAUCUAUUGACAUUGCUUGUAGAUGAUUUUAAGUCUUCAUUUUUAUAUUUAUUGUAAUAACUAACUUAAUUUAGGAUUUAUUGUAAAAGUGACUGUAAUAUCCCCAUUCUCAUCUUUCUCAGGAGAAAUGUUGUUCUAAUUGGCAAUAUUAGCAAGUUAGAGGAUAACACGGCAUUAUUAGUUCUGCUGUCACAUUCUAAUCCUUGUGAAUAUCUUGUGGUAGCAUGCAAGUACAGAACUGCUUCUGUCUUAAGCAAAAGCAUUGCUUCAGAUAAUGUCUGUGUUUAUACGUGUUUAUACGUGAGCAUGAUGCUAAUGUGUGUCUCUGUGGGUAUUAAAGAAAUCUAUAAACAGCUCACACUGAAAGUAAUGCCCCCUAUUAAUUUCCAUGGAAACUAUAAUAGAUACAAAGAGCACAAUAACACUAUUUGAUAGAUGAAAUUAUCAGUUACUAAACAUUGGUUUUCAGCAUAGUCACCAUUAGCAAUGCAUUUUUUCCAGCACUUAACAGGAGGCUGCAUGCUGAGCACAAAAAAAUCUACAUGGCCGUCCAGAACAUAGCUUGUCUUUCAUGUCACCGUCACUGCUGAAAUACACCACCCACUGCCACACUGUGCUUGCAUCCACAGUUUGAUCUCCAUGUAUGUUCAGCAAGUGUCAAUGGGCACCAUUUUUUUCCACAUGAAGGAAUUCAACGACACACCUUUGCUUCACGUGUACUUCCUUGUCAGAUGCCAUUUUGUCAGACUACCCCUCUAGUACCAUCUGUAGCAUGGCAAGAAAAUGUAACAUAAUAUUGAUGGGAAGGUUCAACCUCUACUGCCAUACUGUGAAUAUCCACCACUGACAUUAUGGGUUAACUUAGCAAAAUAGGAGUCAUUACUUAAGGAACAGCCCACGCAAGUACAGAGAAACUUUCUGCAAGGCAGAGGGCUAUUUAAAAUUAAAUUAAUAAAUUCUCUGUGGGCAGUUUGGCAAACACAGAAGGGUGGAAGAGUUUCUGUCCAUAUUUUCAGGUCCCUUUUUAAAUGUCUAGUGUAGGGGAGUGAUGUAGCUAUGAAAUAUCACUUGCUGAUUGUGUUUCAUGUUUCUUCAGAAUAAACUGAAGUGGCUCAAUUAUUUGCUUGAAGGUAAUCUGAUCUCUGUUUUUCUUCUACUCAUGUCAGUCAUGAGUAGAAUACCUAGUGAGUACUAUACCUAGUGAUCUGGGGAUAAGCCAUCCCAAUUGAAUGCAAAAUGCAACAGUAUGAGAAAUACCUUUGAGAUAUAUGUUUAAGAUAUAACUUAAAACAAGAGCUGGUACUGUACAGUAAUCUUUGAACACUUGUGAUCUAUUUGGAUGUUUCUUCAAGCAGUCUGCUCAUUAUUACCAUAGGUGCUUGUAUGCUUCAUUCUGUUAAGUUUGAUUAUGGAGACUGAGAAUUUAAGAUAAAGCCCUUUCAGAGUAGAUGGGGCUGCUCAACUCUCUUCUGUAAUUUUAUUCCUUGCAUCUUUUCAAUCCAAGUGCCUUAGCCUUUUUUUCCCUGAUGUUAUUUGUAGAUUCUGUAGCUAUUCAGUUUACUUUGGAUCACAUUAAAUUUCUUGUGUUGGCAGUCUUUGCAAUUAUGCCGCAUUCAGUAAAUCUCUGAUGAGGCUAAAUUGACUUCUAAAGAGCCUUUGAAGGCCUCAUUACCAUCUGUUUCUGUCCUGACAUUCUAUAAUAGUCACAUAUUCCUGAAUUACUAGCAGUGCCAAAUAAGUGCUUGAUUACCUGUCCUUUUGCAGUAUAAAUUUUCUGGGAUAAUGUCUGUAUCUUUUGUUUCAGAUAGCAUAUUCUUUACAGCUGUGAUAGAGGUGGUAACCUUGUAACUGGGAUGUAGAUGUGACUGUAUGAUAACAGGUCAAUUGAUACAGUAACAUACUACAUGUAUGUAGCUCUUUCUAAGUUGCAAACAAAAAUGUUUUCCAGUUUGUAAAUCGGUUGGGAUUUAAGUUCUUGUUCAGAUAACAGCAAAAUAUUUGAGUAUCUUCAGACAUGGGAGGAGGACAGUGAGGUUCACUUAUGCAACAGUAGCUUUUUAUGAGCAAAUAUUGUAAGCUGCUGUUGCAGUAGUUAAACAAGUCAAAUUACCCAUACUAAUUACUUCAACCCAGAAUAUCCUAAACAUUCUAUUGUCUCAUUUAUCAUUUUAUAUACCAAGACUGAAUUCUAAAGAGAAAGUUGUUGCUUUAUAAAAACGUAGUGACAGAAAAUGUGCCAGGAAAGGAAGAAAAGUAAGUAUUAAAAAACUGUGCAGGAUUAUUAUUUUUAUUUGCUCUUUGAUUUCUGAAAUUUUUAUGCAAAGAGGAGAAUAAGCUCAGUUUACCUCUUCCUUUCUCUUCACCUUUUAUUUACUUAUUUUCAAAGGGGAAUAAAGUAGUUUGGUUUUAUUAAAGUAUUUUAGUUAGCAGCAGAAUGUUGUUAAGAGUUUCUUCACUGAAACUGUAAUGUUUACAACAGGUUACAAACUAGGAAUAAUUAGUAGAUGGAACCUGUUGCAGAAAUGUGCAUCUGUGAAACAAUGAAAUGUUUCUCAUUAAGAGAAUGAGCCUGAAGAAUAGGUUGGUUUUGAUGUUUUGUUUUUUCCUAUUUAGGUGUUGUCUUCUUCCUACUAUUAAGGCAUACUUCAGCACUUUAAGCUAAUUAGUGCUGGUAAAUUUUUAAACUUCUAUUUUGAGAAGAUUUGUUUUAUUCUCUCUUAAAUCUUGAUCUGAAGGAACUUAAAAAUUAAAAUGGUUUUAUUAAUUCCUUUCUCUUUUUUUGCAUGCAUGGAUUUGUGACUUAAAAGCUACCAACUAGUUCACCAACAUAGUUGCCAUGGCAGGCAGGGGUCACACCUGCUGGUAGUUAUUGAAAAUUUGUUACUAUUUUAAACUUUAAGAUUGUAAAAUAAAUCUUUAUGGUGUGGAAAAAACUUUUUGACUCUUUUAAGCAAAAGUAGAAAGUGAACUAAAUGCCUAGAGAACUCCUAAGUUACCAGCCUUCUGUAUCUUCAUUUCUAAUAUUUGUUGCUUUUCAGUUGUGUUUCCAGUUCAUGACACUCUCCUGAAACUUCUUGUUGAAUAAAUAAUUUGAAAAGAAAAAGAAAUUACUAUGAGUAGUUGAAUGUUCAUUGACAAGUGUGCGUUUGCAGGAAUUCAUCUGCGAAAAUUAAUAUUUUAUUUUAAUUCCUCUGUGGAAUAAAUUAUUUUUCUCAGUAAUAGAAUUUCCAUAGAAAUGUUUCUGUUGCACUUUUAUCUUUUAUGAUGAAUUUAGUAAAUAAUGUUUCUGACUUUCCUAGAAGGAAAGAGUAUGGAAGGAUGUUGUGUCUCCUUAACUGUGGAUAAGAACAGAGGUAGAAGCCAGAUAUAGAUGAAUCAUGUUUAACUUGCUUUGAAUUGCAUCUGUCUGCCUUCUCAAAAUGUGUGCUCAUCUGAAAGAAAUAAAAUAUCUACAUGGUUCAUAGGUGAGAACCUUUUGUAUGAAUGUUGAUUUCUCCUAUUAGACAGCCAAUCACAUAUUGUUUUAUUACUAAUUGAAAGCCACUGUAGUAAGAAAAGGUCUUGGUAUAUAGUGUGUUGAGUUCUUCCAAGCUGAACAAAUCACACAGUUAUUUCUUACUGAAGCAGGACGUGGUUUUACACUAUGCGCUUGAAAUCUUUCUCAAUUUAAGAAAAAAAUAUUGUUAGAUCAAGUGUAUAAAAUGAUGACCUAGAGCUUUCCUGCUGAAACAUCACCAAAGGUGUGAAACUGAUAUUGUUUGCUAGUGAUAACUGGCUAUGAAAUGGAGUGGGAAAUGAACAUCUAAGGAAAAAAAAAAGAUUGUUCUAAAGCUUCCUGACUUGUUUUCUUUUCAUAUUGACUGGAGAAGGUUGUCAUGCUGUUACUGCAGGUCUUGGAUUGGAAAGAAAAGUGUUACAAGUCUGAACUUUGCAAACAGUAGUGAUAUAUGAUACAAGUGCACUUGUUCCAUUAAGCACAGAGAAACUUUGAUGUAUUGGGCUCUAACCAUGAACUUUCCAACUCCAGUUCCUUUUCACUGCUUAAUAUCUUGCUUUAGAGUCCAAGGUGGGCUUCAGAGAAGGCAGCUAAGAAACAUCACUCUUGAUUUUGUUGUUUUCUCUAAUCAAUGAAACGUUUGGUAACUUGCAUGGAAGCGUGCAAAUAAGCUGGUUUACAUUGUAUACUGUGGUGGAGUUUGACUGAAUAACUUAGUCAAUACUUACCUGUAAAGAAGGGUCAGUCUCUGGUUAGUCUGUAGUGUCUGUAACAUAACAGUGGUAAGAAGGAUCCAUCUAGCCAUGUUUUCUUUGAUGCUAGUUAAUAAUACUUGGAGAGAGAAGAUAAGGACAAAAUCACAUCAUUGUACGCACAUAUUCUCCAGCUCUUGCUGAACUUUAUACUCCUAAGUUCAUACUGAAUUUGUUGUGAGCAUCCUUUUUGUGAAUUCAUAACCAUUGUUAGUACUCACUUAGCUUUUCUAGUGUUUCACAUCUAUAGUUCUACUGUUUAAUAAUGAACUGUGCACAAAAGUAGACUUUCUUUAUUAGCUUAAUUUGGUGCCUUGUAGCUACCGUGAGAAACUUUACAGAGAAAACUGUUCUACCUUUUUCAUCAUCAUGCAAUUCUUUAAGUUAGGACUCACAGCCCUCCACUGUCUUGACUCUCUUCCCAUCCAUUAAGUGCUUAAUGUCUCUUGUUAUCACAUAACAAAUGUAGCUGCAGUGGAUGUUAUCCAGUAACAUGUUCAGAAUUUCCUUUUUGAAUUGUUACGUCUGAAUACAAGUGCACCUGUCAUAUAGCUAUUACAAAUUCAAUAAAUGCAAUCACCUUUUAAUUGUAAUUCUUUUAAAAAUGAAUGUAUUUUUGGAAUAAUUUUAUACUGUUUUUUUAAUAAAGAUAAGCCAUAAAGAAACAAACAAAUGAAAAUAAAAGAUAUCAAGAUGUUAGUACUACUACUAGUUCAAGCUCAAGAUCAUUCUGUUGAAUUCAUAUAAUAAAAAAAUAAAUUUCAAUGUAGUUCUAAGGCAUUGAGAAAAGCAGUGAUACAUCUGAAGCAAGCAACAUGCACUAAAGACAGCAGAUAUAUUUAUUGCUUCCUGCACCAUUUAAUUGGCUUUUUCAGUGAGUAUUUCUGGAUAUCUCUAACAGUGUAAUUACAAGGUAGCUUCAGAGAGUGGAUAGCAGGCAAGACACAACUCACACUGAUUUUUGCCUAUGAACUCUGCAGUCAGGAGGAGCAAAUUAACUAAGAGUAGAGAGAGAGAGAAUAAUAGAAUUUAUUAAUAAUGUGUAUGAGAGAACAAAAAUCAAGAAAAUGCUGUACUACACAUACAAUAUAAGUUUAGAUAGAGAAUAGGAUCUUUCCCUUCAGAAUGGAAUCUGAUUCUGUAGUAUGUAGAAGCUGGGAAAAAAAAGAAAAAUGAGAAGAUAAUAGCCAAACAAAAAUGUUUAAAAAGGUGAAUAUUUAAAAAAAAAAAAAAAAAAAAAGGCAUGUAUAGUAAUACUUGUCAUAAUGUUCAUACCAGCAAAAAAUAAGGUUGCUUUGAUAGAUGCUGAAAUUUCAGUUGUUAGUCCUGGUGUUUGGAAAUUAUUUAGUUGCUUAAUUUGAGUGUGAAUGGCAAGAAAUGGAAGAGUAGUUUGGUAGAGGUUCGGGUGGGUUUUGCUGUUCUUUUAUUUAAUCCUCUCAAUUUAAAGUGCUUGCAGUUUUUAGAGUAGUCAGUUCACCAAAAGUAAUUGUGACUGAAAUGUUAAGAUGUAUUUGAUCAGAAGAAAAUGCUGACACAAAGAUGGCAGUUAGUUUAAUGGCAUUAUUUCCAAGUAAUAGGUACAUAGGUUGUAUUUAUUUAGAGUUCAUUUGAGCUUUCACUAUAAGCUUAUAUAACUAUUAUUAAGUUGAAAUUUGUAAAUUGUCUGCUCAGUGUAUGAUGCAAUGUAAGACAUUAUAUAAUUGGUUUUUUCUUAAGUGUUAGGCUUCAUACUUUAGUGUUAAAAUAUGGACUAUUGGUUAGGGUAAAAAUUUAAUGUAAUAUAAAGCUCAUAUAAAAAGUCAGAUCACUGGUUCACUGUUUCUCAUUAUAACAGUAAAUUGAUGUAUUGGUGUUUAUACUGGAAUUUAUAAAUCUGAUAUAAAUCUAAUACUUAGUAAUCACAUGGGAACAUAACCACAUAGAAGGGUAGAUGGGGCAGGGACUGCAAGGUGAAUGGCAUUCUGUCUUCUCAGUGUUUAAAAGUUUAAUAAGCCAGGUGCAAGGGGCUGCACGCAGAAGCUGAUGAUAUUGGAGCUGAUCCUACUUUGUGUCCUGGUCUAUGACCAGAACAAUGAAAUACGCUGUGCUUCCCUUGGUUUGAAGGUCAUAGCAUGCUGGAGGGAAGCAGAUCCAGAGGGGAUAUGACUGUUCACCAGCUGCCUCUAGUUCUAGCAGGAACAUCAUAUAGUUAAGCAAAGACAAGCACAAAGUGCAUAUGACUGUCCCAGAUGCCAGCAGACAUCUCCUCCAAAUUAGAUUUGGAGAUAUCUCUUUGGUCAACUCUGCUUUUACUGUUAAGUACAUUAUGUAAGAACUGGGAUGAUGGCACUUGAAAAACAGUCAGUUAGAAACAGAAGCUUCAGUCAAGAUAAAACUGAAAUUACUUUAUCCUCGUUUCUCUAAGUGUUGCCCAAUGUACUGCAGCUAGGUCAGAAGCUUCGUCAUUAUCUUUUUCAAAUCUUAUUAGUUAAGUGUGGCAAGAUUCCAACAACUUCAUGCUGUCAGGGAAGUUGGACUUUAUUUUAACAUUCCCAGAUCAAUUAAUUUUCCAUAUAAGGAAAUUCCACAGUAAAGUCUAAUUUAUUAAACUUCAGACUUUAAACUUAUUUUCUGUUAUAACUUUUUUGUAUUUAUUCUGCAACUAUUGGUUGUAGAUAGGUUUCUCUUGCAUGUUGCUGUACCUCAGUGUAGAAUGGGUGAAUUUAAGGUAGUUGAAAUAGAUAAGAAAGUGAACUUUGAUUUCUGCAGCAAGUAUACUGAACCUAGAUUGCUGUGGAUAUGCAAUGUAAGCAGUCUCAUUUCAGAAAUCCAAUUUUCAGGUAGCUGAAUGUCAUUUUGAUCUGGCCUUGUCUCAUUCUUCUAGUGCAUGCUUGGAAGAAAUAAAAAGCACUUUCAAUUUGAAGCAUGCUUCCAGAGAGUUUCCUGUAAGAUAUGUACUGCACUAGUAUGGACUGAAAAAGAAUAGUUCAUGAGAUGAGCAAAUGUCGUGAGAUAAGAAAGCUGCACUGUCAGAUUUCACUUUGAAGGAUGUGCAUCUCUUCGGGUGACUGUAUUUAUAGAUCAUAAUUUCAAAUGUAUGCUUUAGAAACCCUCUGGGAAUUUGUUGCAUUUUUUUCACCUCUGAGCAAUCAUUCCUGUUAUCAAAUUUUCCUGAGUAUAUGCUGGUCAGCACCUCAUUUCUAACAACAGAGAAGCUAUAAUUUAGUCAGAUUCUUGCAAUGAGCAAUGAUUAUAUAGCGACAACAGUUGCUUGUUUUUAUGUUCUGACACGUGUUGAGUCGUGUAAUGGUGUACAGGUUGCUUAUUUUUGGUAGUAUUUCUGCAUACCCAUGUUCUUAACUUUUUUUUUCUUUCUUUUUUUGUUUUAUUUAUUUUCUAUUUUAUUUCUCCUAGGUUGAGGUACUUACCCACCAGAUACUGCCAUGGAUUUGGGUUUUUUUUUUUUUUUUGAGUUACUGUACAAUUGGAUUCUUCCUCUCCUAGUGCAUGACCAUUUCUAGAGAUAAAUCUUACUAAAUUUAAUUGCAGCACUACUUGUGUCCUCUGUCGAAACCACCUACCAGGACAGCAGGUAGCUCCAGUGUUCUCUAUCUGUCAGAUCAAUGGUCACAGCAUGGUUCUGAGCUAUAAGGGCAUAUCUACUGAUAAAAAUUGGAAUUACUGAAUAUCCUAGUUGUAUAAUUUUUGCUGUAUAGAUUGGAGAAUAGUAAAACUAUGUUAAAUUCUUUGAGUUUCAUACCUGUUCUUUUUCUUCUUUUGAAAUCUUUAAUCUGCUUCAAAGUAUCUUCAGUUUUAAACUUUGAAUGUUAGUAAAAUCAUGAUCUGAAGGAUACUAUUUUAUUUUCAUUCCACCUGAUUUCAAUUUGAGUAAAAUACAUUACUGAUACACACAGAUUACAAAAGAUUACCUCAAAGACUGAUAUUAGUGUAGUGUGUCAAGGAAAACUUUGGAUAGUGCUUUAAAUAUAUAAAUAUAUAUUUCCGUGUGUUUUUUUCCUUAUCUUGUCUUUUGUAUACCAUCCAUUCACUUACACUUUUGCUGGCCUUUUUACUGUAGUAAGUGGAUCAAGUUAGGUCGUGCAAAACACACUUUAAAGAAAAAAGAAUCCUGGCUAUCUACAUGGAUAGAUAAGACUUCAUGAAAUAUUUGAAUUCACUUCACCUCUGAGAUUCAUUACUUUGCAGAUGACUUUGAGUCUGUAGAACAAGAACUGGACUAACAGUUCAGACACUAAAUAUUUAAUUUUUUUGUUUCUGUUCUCAUCCUUGCAGUGAAAUCCUGUUAAUAGAAGUGUAUGCAAUAUUUAUAUCUCAAUUUAAAAUACUAUGCACAGCAGCUCAAUGCUAUCUGCUCAUAACACCUUCAAGUAAGAUCUCUUCUUCUCUUGCAGUCUAUAUGUGUUUUAAGACUUUCAGGCAUAAGAUAAAAGAAAGGAUUAACAUUUUGUUUCUGUGGAGUAAACACACAGUAGAUUAUACAUAUUCUGUAAGAUUACUGUUUUUUUUUUUUUGUUUGGGAUUUUUUUUUUUUUUUUGCAUUUAAUGGACUUGAUUUAAAUAACUGACUUCAAUUAAAAUAAUAUCUGAUAACUUGCCAUUGCAGUUUUUGGCCCACUGACUUGUUUUCCUUCCUACCUGACCUCUCCUGUAGUCACCUCUUGUACUCCUUCACAGAUGUUCGUGAAUUUUUGGGUUGGUUUCUGGGUUUGUUCGUUAAAAUUAUUUUCUUUGUAAUCUAACGUGGUUAUCACACUGCUUUUUAGUUGCUUAUAUUGUGAACUUAAUGUUAUACAAAUGUGAAUGUACGUAGAACAGUGUCCAUCAGAAAGUUCAAAUUGUGAAUAUGAAAGUAUUUUUCCAUUGUAGCUCUGUCUUAGGCCACUAUAUAGCAAGAGAUAAAGACUUUUUAUGGAAAAGUUGAAAUAGAAUCCUUUUUUGUACCUGCUGUAUCUGAAGUAUCUGCUAGUGGUCUCUUCUACUAAAUGUUAGGUGAUUUAGUAUAAAAUCAGGAAAAAAACCCACAGUUUUGUAAAUCGUUUUUUUAAAAACAAACACUUCUGUUGCUACAGUUCCUUUUAUGCUGUAGGGUCUUGAAAGUCACUGGGCAGUUUGCUCCAAAACUUGAAGCUGUCAAGUUAUCUAAGCAAACAUAAUUGGAAAACUAUUUCCUAAUACAGUACAUUUUGUGAGCUACUGAGAAUGAACUGGAACUUAAUUUGCCCCUCAGGACACUUAACUGAGUUUCAUACAUUGUUUUCAGGAUGGUGAGGUAAUUUCUACUGUACUCACUGCAUGCAGAUGUGCAUCUGUUAAAUUGUGUUGGAAUUAUGCCAAAUUCCACUUAUUAAGAGAAAUACUUUUGUGAUACAGUCUUCAACUAGUUGUCUGUGACUGCUUUUUGUUGAAAUGACUAGAAUGUGAUAAAACAAAUGUCUCAAGCCUCCUACAUAAAUAUACACCAUAGUGAAUAUCUUCAGCUUUGAUUUCCAAACUAGAUUGCAAUGAGGUUUUCGGAAGUGUGCAUGAGUGCUUGCAAAGGUAUUUCUUCUUCAGCAAUGGUUGUUUAGGAUACUAUCUUCAUUUUAAAGAAAAGAGAGAGAAGAAUAGUGGAAAUAUAGGAGUUCCAGAAGAAUACAGAAGGGCCCAUGCAAUGAUGGGCUGCAGUUCUCAGUCAUCAUAUAACUCCUAGAUUGGAGGUGAGGCUUUUCCAAGCUAUAUAAACGUGAAUGGCUUUCACAGGUGCUUUAUGCCAAGACCAGUAGUAGCUUUGUGUUGGUUGAAUAGUUUCUGAUUAUGGCUUCAGUCCCUGGGUUGUAAGGAAGUCAUUCCUGUUUCCUGAGACCUGACUGGAAUACCUAAAGUAUCCCUGUGCAGCAGCAGUACCUUGGUAGGUGUUUGUGCAUCAUCCUGUUCCCCUAAGUAAUGUGCCUCCUGUUCCUCCCAAGCAGAUUUAAACUAAAUACAUCUAUGGAACUCAAAUUUGCUAUAUUUGACUUGUUGCAGUUGACUAUCUGCAUGAACGAAAAAUGAGGUGAGAAGAGUUUGAAAGCUGGCUGCUCUGCAAUAUGAAAUAGUCAAAGGCAAUUCUAAGAAAAGCUGGAAGUUCAGUAAACAUUGAAGAAAUGAAUAUGCAUUUAAUAAUAUUCCUUUCCAAAUAUUUGCAGUUAAGCAGAAGUGUUCUUCCUGGCUAUAAACAAAGUCUGCCAUUCUUCCCACUGUUAACUGCAUCCGUUUACAGAACUGUGCCAAAAUGGAGAGCAAUUCAUUUGGUCUUAGUACCUUAAGCUAUAUUGCUAUCAUAUACGAAGAAUACAUUAAACAAGCCACUAAUUUAUAACUGUAGUUCUUCUACUUCUCUAGCUUUGAAAAUUUGAUAAGAAUGAAAAAUGAGAGGCUAACUUUUGAGAUGUUCUGAGGAGAGGGGGGUUAAAAUGAUUGAACAGGCAUAAAAACAAUUUAUAAGGACAUGGAUUUACAUUGUUCUGUGAAAAGUAAAGAAUGGAUAACCAGGUAUAAAACUAAAAGAAAGGGCAUUACUUAGGGGAACCUGUUUGUUAUUAAUGCACUGUUUGAUAAGUUUGGAAAAUAUGCAGGUGUUUACUAAGAAUAUUUCUUCUUGUCUUACACAACAUAAAAUAUUUAUUAAACGCUUUGGAGAGAAAACUAAACAGUUUUGUCUACUCUUUCUUCUUGGGGAAGUACAUGUACGUAUGUGUACAUAACAGUCUUUAUUUUGAGAGAAAAUCAUUUUUAAUACUAUUUUUUAAAUGUAUGGUUUUUAUUCAGCAGAUGAAGACAACUUACAUGUUUAAAGAAAAAAUGUUACUUAAAUUAUAGUGCAAAAAAUAAACAGCUAAAUAGCUAUUUAUUUUAGAAGAGAUAGGCAAAGUAGGAGGAGAGGGAGAGUUUCCCUCUAUUCUUUUAAUAUCCUGUAUUGUUCAGAUAACUGACAUGGGAUCUCUUCCUCUUUCCCACAUUCUUUUUUGAUCGAAACCUCUUCCCCAGGAAAAAAAAAAAAAAAAAAGAGCCUCAAUUUUGAAGAAACAAAAUGCAGAAAUGAUCUCAUCAAAACCAUAUUCAACACUACAAAAAUCUUAGUGGGACUAGCUAUAUUCUGCUGUGAACAAAUCUUUGUAUCUGAAAUUCAUUCUGGAGAAGACAGUGUACUCAGUAUCACUGUCUUCUCAGAGCACCUCUUUGCCUUAGAUAGCUGAGGUAUGAGAACCAUGGCAGGUCUCAAGUUUGCAGGAAGUUGUAAAACCACAGUGAUAAGGCUCAAAGUUCUACAAGAAAGAGUUUAAUCUCCACAUUAAAUCAGUAUUUUAUUGAAUUUUCUGUGUGAAAAUACAAAAUACUAUACAUUUUAGUAUUCAAACUCAAAGCUGAAAUUAACAAUAAAGCUCGCAACUACCAUGUGAAGCAGACUGGAAAUAACUCUUGAAAUCCAUAUCAUGUGCUAAGUUGAUAUCAUGUAUAUGGUUCAUUAUUUAACACAUAAAUAUGUUGGAAUGCACCAACUUACUUAAUCCUCAGCUUCAUCUAAAUGUUGCAAAGCUACUUUGAAAAAUUUGGGAUGUAUUCUUUUCUUUGAGGCCUUAUACAUUUAGAAGAAAGAGAUAUGCUGUGGGUUUCCUUAAGCAUUUGAGGCUUUCCCUGAAGUUACUCUUGCCUAAUUCUCUGAAUAUGAAAACUCAGACUGUAGGAUGGGGAAGCAAUUAGACAGAGGCAUGGAAAGGUCAGUGUUCUUCUGAAAGUCAGAAACUCCAGAUCAUCAAACUAACUGCAAACCAUAGUUUACUAGAAUUCUGCUUGUCAGAAUUUUAGUCAAUGAGCUUUUGCAAGUUUGUGAAGCAGUUGCUUCCUUGAAGGCUGAGAGUGAGAUUUGCUGAAUUAGAUUGAACUGCACAAACAGAACUCUGGAGGGAAAAGGCAAUUUCUCAGUUAAUAUUAAAUCUGUUGAGAGGAGGUGCUGGUCCACUGUACCUAGGUUUUCCUUUCUUUUCCUUGUUCUCUGUGGCGUUCCUUUUUUUUGAUGAACUCGGCCAUUGGGUCUCCUUCUCUCUCUUUUUCUCUCAGCAUUCGAUCCAGAUCCUCAUUGUCGAUAUAACAGGCCAAAGGUUUUUGCAUCUCUUUUAUUGCAUCUUCUACAUUCUGCUGCUGUUGCCUCCCCUGUGCUAAUCUAUUUCCCCAUCUGGCAUAUUGUACAUCUCAUUUAGACUUUGUUUCAUCUUUCUGCUUCUGCUCAAGGUAUUCCUUCACAAGGUCUCUCUUGCAGCCUGACUUGUCGUGGAAGAUGGUUUCUGUGUGUCGCGAUUCCUCUUCCAAGUGCUUGCUACUUCUCUCCUGCUUUCUGAGCUCCUGCUGCUCUCUCCGCAGCACGCCAGAUGAUACCAAACCAGCUCUGGCCCCAGACAUCAUGUUGCCCUUCUUGGGAGAUCCCUUAUCAUUGGGGUAGCAAUGAUGUGAGUGAUCAGGGGGACUUUUUGAACCAUGCUGACCCUUUCCAGAAGUCAGAGCCCUGUGAUUUUUCCACUGGGGAGAAAGGUCUGCCUUAGAGGCAUUUUGAGUACCCCUUCAUGGAGGUGGAGAAUCAGAGUCACGAUGGAGCUUUUUUACUGGGGAAGCAUCUUUCAUUCUACUCAACUUUUUCUGACCAGGUGCAAAUUAUGAAGGAAUAAUUAUUUCUUUCACGAUCUGUUUGUAACCUACAUUUCAUCUUAGGGAAUGGGCUUGUUAAAAAAAAAAAUAAAAAAAAAUUGUACCAAUAAUACUAAUAGCUCAUUUUAUCUAUUUCCUGAUAAAAUGUGGAGUCACUUUAGACACUCCUGAAUGCAUUUUAAAGGACUUAUUUUUUUUUCCUGUCAUUAAUUAUUAACAGCUGUUUUUACACACAUUUCACCACUGGUUAUUUGUGAGGUGAGGGAUAAACAUCCACUGCAACUCCCCAGGAUGAGAAAGGGUUAGACUGACCUAACAUUAAAUUGGUGGGUAGUUUUGGAUUGUACUACACAUAUAACCAGUGCCUUAAGUAGAUUCCUCAGUUUGUCAGUCUUACAAAUGAAAGUAAUAUUUCAGUGAUCUUACUUCAUUUGUACUACUUCCUUUUCCUCAAUACCAAGAGACACAGAAGCGGUAAAACUUUGAACUACUUAAUAAAUUAAUCUCUAAGAGCAAUAGAGCACUUGUGCAGUGUCUAGGUAUUAAAUAAAUAUAACUUUGUUGUAAUGUGAACAGUUGCAACAAUCACUAACUGCUUCAAGACUUGUACAUUAAUUUAUCCCUUGAACAGUUAUUUCAGUCACUCAGGAUUUUAGAUAUACACUACAAUAAGAUGGGAAGUUCUGUGAGACAAACAAGCCAUUUGUCAUAUGAUAUCUAAUCACCUUAAGAGUUUAAAAGUUAUUUAGCAUACUACUCCAAAUUUAAAGACCAUUCAAAACUGAACUCAGAUACCCAGAAUCAAGACUUCUAGCACAGAUGUUGCUUAAGGCUUUAUCUCAGGACCACGUAUUUCAACAUAGAUAUUUAAGGAGUUAUCACAUCAUGUUAUUUUGCCUUUUCCGUACAGGAUGGACAUGUAAAGAUAUUUUAGAAAGUUGACAAAAAAAAAAAAAAAGAAUUAAUUCUGGACUGCAGGUGAAAUGAAUUUAGAACAUUACUUUCAUCUCCCUUAGCUUUCUGUGUGAAAAGCUAUAUUGAUUAGCUGCUUAAGAUUCCAGCCACAUGUUGUACAGAAUUCUAACUUAGGUCUGGAUUUCAAAUAAGUAUGUUUCAGAGUUCUUCAAAUCAUUAAAGCAGUGACUUUCUUGACUUUGUCACAGUGGGAUUUAAAAUUAAUUCUUUAUGCCUCUUACUUUCUGAUUUGCUUUUGAAACAGUAUUUCACUUAAAUGCAUCCCUCUUAAAUUUCAGCUAUGUCUUUGAAACUUAAUGUUGUGAUGUAUUUUUUAUUUAUGUUGCAAAACAGUAGUGGCUUCAGUUUCAGAAGUAAUGGUCUUUCUGGCUCGUUGCUUUUUGAUUAUUUGUUAAUCUAGUGCUGUGUUUUCAUCUGUGUCUUUUGGGUUUGUUUGGUGCUGGUUUUUUUGUUUGUUUUUGUGUUUUUGAGUCCAUAGUUUCUUCCAUCAUUAAUUGCUGUAAGUUGACUUCUCAGACAUUGACUUCUCAGACAUUUUCUUAAUUUACUAAUAAAUGUAUGUUCCUUACAAUUAAAUAUAUAAAUACAUCUAUUUUACUGAAUCUAAUAAUAUCUAAUAAGUGUGCUUUGUCCACAUUAGAACUUGAUAUUUUGAAGGCUUAAUGUUCUGUUAGGAAAAAAAAAUCAAACUCAGAACAAAAAAAUCACUAAAAUCAAAACAUGAUUUUAGUACUGCCUUUUAUUAAGGUAGUAUAAAUAUUAUGGGAAAUUCAGUAAAUACUCUUCCUGACAAGUCAUACAGACGUGUGUGGCUAGGAGCAUGUAAUUGCUUCCAAUAUUUUCCUUCUUACAUUUGCAAUUUAAAGCCUAUGCAGUGGCUUCUCUGGAAGUGCUGUAGUUUGCAAGGCAGUGUAAUGAGCAGCUGGUGAAGAUGGUUCUUCCAGACGCCAGGGAGUCUGUAUAGACCUUUCAUGACUGCCAUACUACUGUCAAACUGUCAUGGGAUAAAUGAAGAUUUUUUAAAGCAUAUUUGCUGGUCUUUUGAGUAGCUGCUUUUAGAAUGUUCUAGAUAUUCCAGUCUUUUCCUUAAAUACCAUGAUAAAGAAGGUGGAAUGCAACUAGGUCUGUUUCAUUGCACACAGUAAUUAGAAGUGAGAGACCUAAAGGGAAAACUGCCAGUAUUCCUGGAGUGUCGCAGUGCCUGACUUCAGGCUGUAUUUCUAUUUAAAGCAAUGACUGAGAUGUUCAAGAAUUCUUCUGUAGGACAAAGUAUCUUCAAGGCUGAUUCCGUGGAUGAUAUAGAACCAGUCAUCUAAUCAAGUUGUUGUGUUUUUUUUUUUUUUAACUGUUCGUCUCUGACAGGAAUUGUUGAGAAUAGCUGAAGAUUAGGAUUUCACUGAAAAGUUGAAGGGAAAUCUACUGUUUAUUGUUAAAGGGGUAUAUAGAGAAAUGUAAAUAAUUAGAUUAUUCAAAUAGGAAAUAGGAAUCAAAUGAGCAGUCUACGGAGUUUUUGACAUCCUGUGUCUCACCGUCAAGUCUGUAAAAUCCGAUAUUUUCACCUUGAAAUAAUAAAUGACCUCAAUUUUCAAAAGCACAUGUACACAUAGAAUGUAUAUCACGUAGAAGCCUUCAGAGCAGUGAGAAGUUAGUUGAAAUCAGGUUUAGGGUGGUACGUCUCAUAAUCAACUAUCCAUGAGAUUCUGAGGGAAAAAAAUAUCAUUUUAUCACACAAGUAAUUGUUUUGUCUAGUGCUUCCUAUUUUUGAAUGUUUCAUUUUGCAAUACUGCUAGCAAUGACUCUAUAUGUGCCUUACUUAGUAUGCACAGUUUUUUGUUUUAAUAAGUGGAUAAUUCAGCAGUAGAAUAUUGCCUAAUGUGUUUAGAAAGAUAAUACCACAGAGAUGCUAAAAUUAGGGCCACUCUUAGAUAGCUUUCUUCUAUCAGCCUUAUGUAGAAGAUAAGAGGAACUGAGCCCAGUGAAUUCAAUUUGCCAAAAUUAACACAGGUGUUGACAAAAAGAUGUGAGUAAAUAUUAAAAAGGAUUAAUUUAGGAAGGAAGUGACCUCAGUUUGUGUUGUGCUCUUGUAAUUUCUGUUUGUUUUCUACUUUGUGGUCUUGAAAACUUGCAGUAAAAGCAGAACCUGUCUAUACUAUGUAAGCAUAGGAAUGGUGGCUGUCAUCUCUGUUUUAUUUAAUUGUUAAGCUUUGCUUUUUGCAGCUCAAUUACAGAGUUGAGCUGUUUUUCUUGCAGAAAAAUAUUCCAGUACAGCUUGAAGUCACUGAACCCCUAGAGUGACAAACAAGAAACCAGCUCAAGCAUCUAUUACAAAGGUCAAGCAAUUUGAAGGCUCUACGUCAUUUGUUAGGAGAACGCAGUGGAUGCUCGAGCAGCUUCGCCAGGUCAACGGUAUUGAUCCGAAUAAGGAUUCCCCAGAAUUUGAUUUAAUAUUUGAAAAUGCUUUUGACCAAUGGGUAGCAAGCACAGCUUCAGAAAAAUGCACAUUCUUUCAGGUUCUUCAUCACACAUGUCAGCAAUAUCUUACAGACAAAAAGCCAGAAUUUAUCAACUGCCAAUCUAAAAUUAUGGGAGGAAACAGCAUACUCCAUUCAGCUGCGGACAGUGUGACAAGUGCAGUACAGAAGGCAAGUCAGGCUUUGAAUGAGCGUGGUGAAAGACUAGGUCGAGCAGAAGAAAAGACAGAGGAACUGAAAAACAGUGCUCAGCAGUUUGCAGAAACUGCACACAAGCUUGCAAUGAAGCACAAAUGCUGAGGUACUGCCCGAAGUUGAAAUAUUCUCGAAAGAAACUGAAAAGCCUAGGUUCAGCAGUUUUUACAGGAGAUGAAGACUUGUGUGUGAUGUUUUUCCCUUCCAGUUCAGUGGAGAUGCGUUCUUUCAGUUUCUGUGCAGGAAAAGAUGUUGCUUUUCUACCUUUUUGACUUACAUUUUGUUCCUCUUUUGUAAUACUGCAACACAAUCUUGCAGUACUUUGUACCUGUAUUUUCGUUUAUUACAGGAGCUAAAGCAAACAGGGGAGCUGGACCAAACGAGAAAGUUGAUCUGGAUUAAAAUAGUAAUAUUCUUCCCCAGUACUCCUUCCUGGUAUUGUAUAGAAGAGUACUUAACUAAGUGCGGACAUGCAUGCAGACAUAAAAUCCAAAGAAGGGGUACACAUUUCUUGAUUUUAUGUAGCAUCAGUAGAAUAUGAAUGUUGGAAUUAAACACGUGGAUUUAACUGUGGUGGAGAAUACUGUCCUGGGAAACAGAAAACUUGUUUUGCUUACCCAGUGUAGGAAGUUUUGCAUGUGCCAUCACCAGCAUUCGGAAGGGUGUAUCUGAAUUUCAUAAGGGAAUCUGUUUCCAGUGCUGCAUUUUGAAUAUUUCUAUUUUAACUUCCAGAUGGAUUGUUUGAAGAGAAAAAUGAAAGAAACGUACAGUGAAUGUAUGUGUGAGGUUUCAAAAUAGAGGAAAAAAAAAUGGUAAACCUAUAUAUAUAUAGCUGUGCCUCAAAAAUAACCUAGUAUCUAGCAAUCUGGUGUAAAAUAACAUCUCAUUUUAUUUUUUACCUGUGCUUCUCUAGCUAAAGACAGAUGAAAAGGAGAACGCACCAUUUUCCAUGUCAUUGGUUAUUCAUAAAUGUUACAGUAAAAAUGUUAGGGAAUACUCUUCAGAAAUUUGAUGAGAAUUAUCUUUGUCUUAGUUGAUCAUCUGAUUUUUAAAAUAGAGGCUUUUAAAAAGUGUGUAUUGGUAGAGUAAAAUCAUAUCUUUAGUUUCAGCAUCAGUUUUCAGUGUACAUUCACACUGGAAGUGUGACUCCCUACUUCAUUCUGUAUUCACUGUAUGCACUAUGUGUAUUAUAUUCUUUUACAAAGAUAAAUAGGUUACUCUUUCUUUCCUUCAAAGCUGUUUUCUUAAUAUUUUUAUAACAUUCUAACACACUUCUCAAAUUAAAUAAAUAAGAAACAGAAAUCUUAGCAGAACUUCCAGUCUUCAUCUUCUUGAGAUGCAUAUACUUUAAAAGCAAUGCACUUCAGAAACUUUUGUCCUCAUCUUACUGGAGAGCCAGAGAGCUGACAUUAAAUGAAUGCACUUUGGUUUUCAUUUUCUAUAUAGAAUAAGAUAUUUUCACUGUUAAUGACAUUUUAAAUAAUAUAUAGUCCUCCAAGCAGUGCUUGAAAAAAGAUAAAAUCUUCUGCAAUAAUUAAGAAUACUGUAAUUACCAAAAGUUGAUCUAACUGAAGUUAUGGCUUGGAAAUACUCAUGUUGUAGAAACGUAUUUGUCUUUAGGAAAACUUAAAGAUAUGACAUUCUUAAAGCUGCAUUCAAAAUGUCCAUCUAUUUUCUUAAUAAUUUAAACUGUUUUGUAUGACUCUCAUUAUUUAACUGCACACUGGGAACUGACAGAAGGUGUAUAUUUGUCAUCUAUGUAGUACCAUAUGAUCAUUUAGGCAGAUUUAGCAUCAGAUGUAGCAGUUACCACAUUGUGCAUGGUUAACUGAAAGGAAGUUUGGCCAGCCCUAUGUUACAAGUCUAAACAGGCUUGUUAGCAGCAUGAGCUCUGCAAACUCAGUCAAGCCACUUACAAUUAACACUUGCCCUAGAAAUGUAGUAGCACUCUGAAUGCCAUUGUAAUGACUAUGGAUAUUUCAGUCAGGCAGGCAAACAGUCUCUCAGUAGAAAUUAAAUUUUUUGCUAAAGACAAAAUGUUAGGUUGUUCUUUAAAAAAUAAAUUCAGUCUAGGAGUACGUAUUUGACCACAUGUCUUCUUUCAUCCUCUUUUCUACUCCUUUUUUUUUUUUUUUAACUUUAUUCUCAUGGUAACUUCUAAGUCCUCCUCUUCAGAGAUUUUGAACUGCUACCAUUAGCUGACCUUAUGAGCUUGUCAAUAACUCAUAAGAAAUGUUGAAAUCCUAGGUCUAAAUUCAGAUAAAAAUGCGAUAGAUUUUCAGCCUUUUACAUGAAAUCUGCUGAAAAGGUCAAGGUCACAGUUGCACUGCUAAGCUCCAGAUCUUUUGUGAGUUCAACUGCUCUAAAACAUUGCUUUAAUCCCAAUGACAGUUCUUCAGGAUUUUUUUGUAUAUCCUCCAGUUAAUAGUAUUGUGUUAUGUAUCAUAACUCAGGACUUUGAUCCAGCCAUAAAAAGCCAUUUACUAUCAAAAUUCUGAGUAACUUAGUGAAUGAAGGAAAAGGGGGUUAUUUAUGUAUUCACUUUCUUCUUGCUGUUCAUUUAACUACUAGAUUUGGUAGUUCGUAGAAAAGAAAAAAAAAAAAAAGAGGUGUAUAAAUGUCCAUACAAAGAUAAAUCUUAUAGCAUUGCAAUUUCCUCCUGGAAAUUAGUUUGUAGUGUACACAACAUAAUAUUAUUAGAUAGUGAUAUACAUAACAUAUACUAUAAUUCAGGUUAAUGUUUCAUAUGAAAGAAUGUAUUUGUAUAUUGUAACAACAUCAAUAGUUUCUUUAUCUUUUUAAAGUUCUACAAAGAAAAAAAUAAUGCAUUGUUAGACUUGAAACUACUGUGCUGCAAGUUCUGUCUUAAAAGGCUAUUUUGGAGUCUAGAAGAAGUUGUGCAUUAUGUGAAAUAUUAACAAAAAUAUGCUCUUUUAAAAAAUGAUCGUAAAGGUUGAUAGGUUUUGCUAUGAUUUGCCAAAACUGUAAUAGUUGCUGGUAUCUAUGUAACCAAUUCCUUCCUCAGAAGUUCUCAGAGGUGUAGAAAUUUUGUGCCAUUCUGGGGAAACAAAGUCGGACCUGCUCUGUUGCGUAACUACUGGAAAUCCUUUUUUUUUUUUUUUUUUUUUUUUGUCAUUAAAUACUUCAAAUGUGGUCAAAACAAAA